AUGCGUGUCCCACAACUCCACCUCCCUGCACUCCUCCUUCUCGCAACAACAACGACAACCGCGCUUCCCCUGCCCGCCCUCUCAGUCCCCGUAAACCUCCUCUUCGGUAUCCGUAUCCAAACCAGCACCCCGCCCACCGCCACACCCCCCAAAAUAAUCUUCUCGGGCUUCGAAAUCCCCGUCCCAGUUGCCGCGGAAUCCGGAGUUUUAAUCUCCUGGCUCGGAAAUUACGCAAAUAGUAUUGGCUACAAUACGCAAUUCAACGCGUUUAACCCGGGCGCUCCGCAAAAUGUUACCGCUGAUGCUGGGAUGAGUGUUGAUAGCGCUGCGGCGCUAACAGAUGGACAGCUGGCCCGUGUGGUAGCGACGAGUUAUUCUGAUGGGGAUGCUGUUGGUACUGCGACUAGGGCACUCGGUGGUGUACAAACGAACGCCACGAGCAAUUCCUCAGAGUCUGGUUCAGAUGGCACGGCUGUAGCGUCUUCCUCGGCUCUCGGUCGGGUUUUCAUCGCUACUGCGUCGUCUGCCAAUGUCACCGCAGUGUUAAACACACCCAGCUUCCAAAACGCCAAAGCCGCUGAAGCCGCAGCAGGGUUUUGCGGCGGAAACUCUAGUGUUUCCACCGCUCCUACUUUAAACAGCGCUUACAUCCCCAUCAGCACGACUGCGGAUGGUGGACAGCAGUCGGUUAAGAGCGAAGCCGUUGUGGGUUGUGAGCCUGGUGUUGAGGCGCCGAGGGUGGAUGAGAGUCGUGGUACGGCGAGCUCUGAAGGGGCUGUGUUGACGGAUGUGGAGGGCUGGGUGAGACGAUUACAACAGCUUGCAUGGGAGGCUCGGAUCGCGAGCAGUAUCUUUUUUGCCAUAUACCUUGGUAUAUCCUUUGGAGACGUAGUUGCUGGUGACAGCACCUAUGACGCAGUUGGUAUUCAGCCUUGCAGACGGGAAGGAUCGACACAUCUCGAAUCUACCUUCACACCGGGUAUUCCCUCGUGGAUAACUGUACACCUCUUGAGACCAAAAGCCGAGGCUUUACCAAACAUGCGCCUCCUAGACGCGACGACACUAGAAUUUCGGACGUUCACCGAUGAUCAGUUCCCACCUUACGUUAUACUGUCCCACACCUGGGGCGAUGAAGAGGUCACCUAUCAAGAGAUGCGUUUCUUGCAGCAGUUCGAUGCUUUACCUGACAACUUGAAGCACAACACAGCUCUGAUUGCCGCUAUGGAAGCAGCGGCUGGACUAAAAGUUUCUCUGCGAAGCAGUGAAAUUGUCAAACAUCGUUCGGGUUACAGGAAGAUUAGUAGCAGUGCAGAGCUACAGGAAGCCAUUAAUUCCAUGUUCACAUGGUACAAAAGGUCCAAUUUUUGUGUAGUGUAUCUGGAGUCGGUCGAUCGACUGUGCCGAAGCGGAGAAGAAUUUCAGACAGCUCUUCAAGACUCAAAAUGGACUUGGCGAGGCUGGACUUUACAAGAGCUCAUCGCACCAAUAUCGGUCAAGUUUUAUAAUGGAGAUUGGGUUUACAUCUGCACGAAAGACGAGUGGGCACGCCACAUAGCUGCAGUAACUGGCAUUUCGGAAAUCAUCCUGCUCACAGGCGACUUGGAUGAUGCUUCAGUCGCGCAAAAGAUGUCUUGGGCGGCCACUCGACAGACGACUCGGAAGGAGGACAAGGCCUACAGUCUGAUGGGUCUGUUUGGCAUACAUGUGCCUAUGCUCUAUGGCGAAGGCGACAACGCAUUCUUGCGAUUACAAGAGGAGAUCAUAAGGACAUGUCUUGACGAUUCAAUAUUUGCGUGGAGAUCUCCUCAAGGGUCAGUGAAUAGCCACCGUGGCUUGCUGGCAAACUCACCAGAAGAUUUCAAGGACUUCAAAAACAUCACACGCGGAUGUGGAUCGUUCGCCGGAACAAACUAG
Molecule: messenger RNA, 1914 nt
Organism: Pyrenophora tritici-repentis Pt-1C-BFP
Lineage: Eukaryota; Fungi; Ascomycota; Dothideomycetes; Pleosporales; Pleosporaceae
Source: RefSeq, a predicted model, not a curated record